Messenger RNA from Pseudomyrmex gracilis, 1230 nucleotides. RefSeq lists its product as uncharacterized. Gene Ontology annotation, molecular function: nucleic acid binding. The record is from RefSeq and is a predicted model, not a curated record. The coding region runs from base 516 to 1208 and encodes 230 amino acids. NCBI's taxonomy places the organism in Eukaryota, Metazoa, Arthropoda, Insecta, Hymenoptera, Formicidae. The transcript has 4 exons.
CUACCACUUUUCUUGUCCGCCAAUCACCGCGUCACUAAACAAGGAUAGAGACUCGGGUGAAAGCAUCUAUCCUCGUCCGAAGUUUGACCAUUCUUUCUGCACAGAAAAGAUACGGGACGCGCAGUCUAUUUCUUAUAUGUCUAUGGGUUUAACGCGUUCAAUCUUCUUUGUCAAUCUGUGCUAACCAAUCACAGUUCAUGUUUAUGAAGAAAAGAUGCGUUACGCCGAGUUCAGCAAGUUGGGCUUCCGUUAAUUCGAGUUAACCGUCAAUUGUGAAACCGGGCCUAAGACAGAUUUGAAGUUUCGUUAAAGUUUCAUUGAAAAAAAAGCACGUCGAAGCGAAUAGGAGCAUGUUGGCGCAUGCAACGCGAACAAGCCUAUUGGCAACUACGUAGCCAAUGUUGACGAACGACUCGAGAUGUCUGAUGUCACACGUGGGUUAAUUUUGUAUUUUCAAUAAAAAAAAAGAGGCAAGAAAAGGAAAUAAUUGUUGUAAAAGAGCUGUAAUCUUCAAAAUGAUUAUGCAUAGGUUUUGGAGGUUCUCACGAGUGGCAAAGAGAAGAAAACGAACUCUAAAAGUGUGUCUUCCUCACGUAAUAAGAGACAAAAAUGAUGUUUCAAUCAAAAAUUUAUUUGUGGGUGAUUUUUAUGUAAAAUUGCCACGGCAGUCUAGCAGAUCUUGCCACGUUGUGUUUCCCGAUGUCGAAUCAAAGAUGAAGAACCACGAGCUUGCCAAAGAUAAGACGAUCAAUGGCAAGCGAGUUAUUAUUGAAUCAUUACGCCCUAUACAGCUUAAAAAGAGACCCAAAAAGAUAAAAAGAAAAAAGAUCUAUAUGCCUAAAAUCAAGUCUGAAGUCAAAGUGACUCAAACAUUGUUUGUGUCAAACAUACCAAAUGAUACAAAAGUAAAUGAAAUACGAGAUGUUUUUCCCGAAUGUGUGUGUGUUACUUUGUUGAGAUCUUAUAACAAAAACUUUAAAUGCGCAAUGGUUAGAAUGAAUAGUAUUGAAGUAGCAGAAGAAUACUUGACGAAAAAGCGGGAAUGGCCAACUUUAAAUGAACAAAAACUGUACUUACAUGUAGACACUAGAAAAAAGCACAAGAAAAGAACUCCUAAGUCUCUAAAAAUUUAUGAUGAGAAUGGAACAGAAAUACCUAAAUCUAGUGAGAGUUUAAAUUGUAUAAAAGAAGAAAAUGAAAGUAAUUAAAGCUAUAAAACAUUUAAUUUUA